AUGGCGGGUGUGAAGGCUGAACAUCUGCGGGUCAGUGACGAUGAACGGAUACUAGUCGACGCGGCGGAGGAGGCUGCGUUCCUGGACUCUUUCUCAUCAAUCGAUGCCGACUCGCUGUCUGAUGAUACCUGGCGUACCAACAAAACGGUCGAUUCCAGCAGCGACUUGGAUUCGCUGGAUGACAUCCUUGACAACAGCUCUUCGUCAAAGGAGCCUAUUCCUAAACCAAACACAACCAAACCAACUCAAGACCAUUCAGUAAAAGAACCGACAGCUGCCACAGCAGCUCCAGCUUCGGGUGGAUCUGCUUCAGAACCUUUAGUUGCUACCAAACCUGCAGGAUCGGACAGUGCCGGCUCGGGUACCGAGACGCCAACGUCGACAUCGGCUUCCUUUACAGCCUCGACGUCGGGUGCUUCUACAAAUGAUGACGCCUCCUCGGUCACAGACACCCCAGCUACGGAGGCUCCAACGGACGUGCCAGGCAUCGAGACACCGACCUCGACGACGACUACGGACGUUCCGACCACCGAUACCCCGAUGUCGGACGCCACCGUCACCCCCAACGCAGCCACGAAUGCACCUGCAGCAACCGAGGAGCCGACAUCGACCACAACGGUUCCGUCUUCGGACGCUUCCUCUUCAGGAUCUCAUGCACCCACUGAACCCGCUGGAUCGGAUAGUGCCGGCUCGGCUACCGAGACGCCAACGUCGACAUCGGCUUCCUUUGCAGCCUCGACGUCGGGUGCUUCUACAAAUGAUGACGCCUCCUCGGUCACAGACACCCCAGCUACGGAGGCUCCAACGGACGUGCCAGGCAUCAGGACACCGACCUCGACGACGACUACGGACGUUCCGACCACCGAUACCCCGAUGUCGGACGCCACCGUCACCCCCAACGCAGCCACGAAUGCACCUGCAGCAACCGAGGAGCCGACAUCGACCACAACGGUUCCGUCUUCGGACGCUUCCUCUUCAGGAUCUCAUGCACCCACUGAACCCGCUGGAUCGGAUAGUGCCGGCUCGGCUACCGAGACGCCAACGUCGACAUCGGCUUCCUUUGCAGCCUCGACGUCGGGUGCUUCUACAAAUGAUGACGCCUCCUCGGUCACAGACACUCCAGCUACGGAGGCGCCAACGGACGUGCCAGGCAUCGAGACACCGACCUCGACGACGACUACGGACGUUCCGACCACCGAUACCCCGAUGUCGGACGCCACCGUCACCCCCAACGCAGCCACGAAUGCACCUGCAGCAACCGAGGAGCCGACAUCGACCACAACGGUUCCGUCUUCGGACGCUUCCUCUUCAGGAUCUCAUGCACCCACUGAACCCGCUGGAUCGGAUAGUGCCGGCUCGGCUACCGAGACGCCAACGUCGACAUCGGCUUCCUUUACAGCCUCGACGUCGGGUGCUUCUACAAAUGAUGACGCCUCCUCGGUCACAGACACUCCAGCUACGGAGGCGCCAACGGACGUGCCAGGCAUCGAGACACCGACCUCGACGACGACUACGGACGUUCCGACCACCGAUACCCCGAUGUCGGACGCCACCGUCACCCCCAACGCAGCCACGAAUGCACCUGCAGCAACCGAGGAGCCGACAUCGACCACAGCGGCUCCAUCAGUAACUGAGCCGAACGGUACUCCCUCCAACCCUCCGGUUUUGGUAGGCACUACGACUGAAACGCCAGCAACAGAAACCCCUUCCACGAGUCCUAUGAACUCUGACCAACUCUCCCAAGUUGGAGCAUGGGAGCAAUGCGGUGGUCUCGGCUUUGACUACGCAAAAUAUUUUGCGGAUGGGAUCUCUCCGAUUUGGCAGACCAAGUUGUCUUGUAUACCAGGCCACUCGUGUGAGGAGGUCAAUCCUUGGUAUUUUCAGUGCCAACCGGUUAAGAAAAUAUCUGGUGUAGAGCUGUGGGUCGCGGCGGUCGUCAAAAGUGCCGGUCGCGCUGUCCGUAUCCCGGCAGAUGCCGCCGAACGAAUCAUUUCCCGUGGUAGCUUCAGUGGAGACGGGGCAUACGAUGCUGGAAUAGUCAAGUCCGGGGAUCAAAUCGUGGACGUAUCUGGUGCGCAAGCUUGUGGGGGUGAGGGCUUCAAUUACUCGCGCUUCUGGGUCGGACCAAUGCCCGACGGUAAUGUUACAAAAAGCUGA
Molecule: messenger RNA, 2157 nt
Organism: Phytophthora infestans T30-4
Lineage: Eukaryota; Oomycota; Peronosporomycetes; Peronosporales; Peronosporaceae
Product: glycoside hydrolase, putative
Exons: 2
Coding region: 1-2157 (718 amino acids)
Biological process (GO): carbohydrate metabolic process
Cellular component (GO): extracellular region
Molecular function (GO): cellulose binding
Source: RefSeq, a predicted model, not a curated record